CUUACUUUUGACGAAGCAUGGAAUCAGUCAAUCUAUAGUUUCCACUUAAAUUGUUGAAGUCGAGUUUUUUCUCAGUUAUUUUUUAUUAAGAUGAUGCAUCGAGGCCCAAUAAAUUCUUGCUCACGUAAGCCGAACCGAACCUAUGCUUUUCGUAACGUUAAAACUCAGUUUAUCGAAUUUGUAUUAAAACAGUUCAAAAGCCUAACUUGGCUUGGAGAAAAUGAUCAGUAAGAGAAUGGGAAAGCGUGUUCUUGAUGUCAUUCUUAAUAACGAUUUACAAGCUUUGCAGAUGAUUUUAGUCAUUGGGGUACCACUUGACAGCAUCAUAGGCGGAAAAUGUCUAUUAUGCAUAGCCGUGGAACUUGACCGGCCAGAGGUUGUGCAGUAUUUGCUGGGAAAAGGCGCUAACACGAGUAUUGAUUGUUCAGAAGGGAGUCCUGUUUAUAAAGCAGUUAAGGAGUCAAACUUGAAUAUUUUGAGGAUGCUUCUUCAGCAUAAGGGCACUGGCCCGAACCAUGUCUCUUGCCUAAUAACCGCCCUCUACAACGGAGAAGUGGAAACUGUUGAGACUCUUCUUCAGCAUGGCUGGGACGUCAAUGGGCAGAUACCCUCGCAAGGUCGCAGCCCGUAUACCCCAAUCCACGUUCCAUACUGGCACCCGAGGUUGUCUGAGCCGCCCUCCUACAGAUAUCCAUUUGAAAAUAAAGAAGUUCCAACGGAAAACGAUGUCAUUGGUUAUAACAAAUUGAGCGGAGGACGGCCUUUGCAUAUGGCGAUCGUGAGGCGAUUCGGGACCGCCGUGUCUCUGCUGCUCGACUACGGUGCAGAUGUCAACGCUCCAACCGAUAGGGGCUUCACACCUUUACAGCAAGCCGUUAGGGCGUUCUUCCCGAAACAAGGUACUUACUUCUACUUCCACCCUCGCCCUAACGAGACAUGGAAAGCGAGCAACAUAAUCCCAGCCCUUCUCAGCGCCGGCGCCCACGCAAUCUCCGAGGACUUCCGCCAGAACUUCCACCUGGGCUUCUUCCUUCGUGACGAGUCCCCUUUCGUUUUGAGGUCCUUCCUGGCUCAUAAGUUCCCCGAUGUCGUGCCGCCCUCCGACGAAGUGGCCCUCCAGUCUCUUCUCCACGACGCAGGAACCGGCCGCGUCUGUCAAUACACCGACACAGAGAACACCUACCCUCUCCGUUGGUGGCGCAUCACUCGAGACGAGAUCACACUCGCGCAUACGACGUGGUUGGAGGCGGCAGGCACCCUCAUUCUUGGAGGUCGACCCGUGCCCGAACGAAGCGAUCUCAUUGGCCAGUCCUCGAAACUCAUCGUCGAGUUUGCCGAUAAGUGUAGAAAUGAGGUGGAACGCUUGAAGGCCACUUUACUUCCAAUCGAGGAUGAGAUCGACCCCGGCGGCUACUCGGUCUACGUCUUGCUGACCUGCGGCGAUUCGCUGGUCGCGCGACUCGCUCGAAACGCGAUCUUGACGCGGUUCGUGACGUCAGAGGCUUUUGAAAAAGAUUUCCCGAUCUACGGUGGCUGCGUCAGGAUGCGGCUUCGGAAGCGUUACAUCCGGGGCGAGCAUGUGGACGAGAUACUGCGAGUUUAUCGAGCGAAACCGAAUCGUUUGAUGGGGAUACCGGCUGAGGCCUUGGAGCGCGUGUUGCGUCACUUGAGUACGCAGGAGUUGAGAUUGGUCGUGAGAGCUUUUGCGCCCUCAAAGUCGUAGCUCAUUUUCAAGACACGAGUCGGAUCGUUGUUUCCCGCACGAAAGAACGGGACUGCAUUUCGAUGCUGCCAAAUUUCGCCUCGGCAAUGGACCACUAGACAACGUACGAAUUUCAGCAUUCUGAUACAUGUCA
This is a messenger RNA of Bemisia tabaci, 1856 nucleotides long. Lineage: Eukaryota; Metazoa; Arthropoda; Insecta; Hemiptera; Aleyrodidae. The record is from RefSeq and is a predicted model, not a curated record.